Rasamsonia emersonii CBS 393.64 is the source of this 933-nucleotide messenger RNA. RefSeq names its product Cyclin-dependent protein kinase complex component. The coding region runs from base 1 to 933 and encodes 310 amino acids. Gene Ontology annotation, cellular component: cyclin-dependent protein kinase holoenzyme complex; nucleus. Gene Ontology annotation, molecular function: cyclin-dependent protein serine/threonine kinase regulator activity; protein kinase binding. Gene Ontology annotation, biological process: regulation of cyclin-dependent protein serine/threonine kinase activity. The transcript has a single exon. NCBI's taxonomy places the organism in Eukaryota, Fungi, Ascomycota, Eurotiomycetes, Eurotiales, Trichocomaceae. The record is from RefSeq and is a predicted model, not a curated record.
AUGUCACAACACACUGGCGCGAUGAAUAGCCACGGCCAGAUUGCUGGGGGUCAAGAAGUCGAUUCCGCUGGAUCUCAACAUGCGCGCCUCGAAUCCUCCCAGCGCUCUGAUCCUCCGGUUAUUCAAGAGCAUACAAACCCUGCAGGUGUGCAUGAACAACCUAGCGGCGACUCAGCAGUCUUUGACAUUGCGCCAAUGGAGGCUUUGAAGAUGUUCUCCGCCCAUCUGGGUAAUCUUGUUCAAAUCACUGGCGACGUGCCUCCUACCACUCUGAUGGCCCCUACAUCUGCAUCGAGCGAGUCAUUGGAAAGCUCCGAACCCCGCGUCGCAAAGGACAAUGCAUCAUCGAAGGCAACCAAACUUCACUGGUCUGGUGCGGAAAGCAAUUCUGAUGGCGCGACUCCGCCCGGAACAGUCCAGCAGAAUGUUUUGGCGAAGCGGUUCUAUUCGAAGAAAGCUCCCCCGAUUUCACUGGAGGACUACCUGCUACGGCUGCAUAAGUAUUGUCCGAUGUCUACCGCUGUCUAUCUAGCUACCAGUCUCUACAUCACGAGGAUGGCGAUGGUGGAAAAGAUCAUCUUGGUUACCCCUCGCAAUGUCCAUCGACUGGUGCUUGCUGGUCUUCGGGUUGCAAUGAAGGCUUUGGAAGAUCUCAGCUAUCCACACAGCCGUUUUGCGCGGGUCGGUGGUGUCUCUGAGCGGGAGCUCACUCGUCUCGAGAUCACUUUCUGCUUCCUCACCGACUUUGAGUUGCGAGUCGACGCCCAUAUGCUUAUGGGUGAGGCCAAAUUUCUACGGAGCUACAGUGAGAGGUCUCGACCAGACAUGACCUUGGACACGAGACAGCUGGGCGAGGGCCGCGAUGAUUCUGCGCUCAUCGCAUCAACAUCAGCACCAAAAGAGAUCGCUGCUGGAGCGCCGGAUAAUCCGUGA